This is a messenger RNA of Folsomia candida, 2221 nucleotides long. RefSeq lists its product as uncharacterized. The transcript has 5 exons. Bases 72 to 1400 code for a protein of 442 amino acids. The record is from RefSeq and is a predicted model, not a curated record. Lineage: Eukaryota; Metazoa; Arthropoda; Collembola; Entomobryomorpha; Isotomidae.
AAACUUCAGUUCUGUAUCUCCAUCGAAGAAGAAAGGACCCAUUUCAAAGAAAGAGUCUCACAUUUUGCACAAUGUUUUUCAAGCAAAUAUUGGUCGUUGCAAUGGCUGCCAUCUUAGUUUCUGGAGAGCCGCCCUCCACUAACAUUGAUCCAGAUAAUGCCCAGCAACACCUUCGAGAAGAUGAAGGGAGUCAAGAUCCUGUUGGCGACGGACAAGAUUCGUUGCUACCAUCACAGGUCAACUCAAUAUUCCCAAAUCCGAACGGACCUUUCUACGGGUUCCCUUUUGAUCUCGGCACAACAUUUGGUCGGAUGCUGCCUUUCACAGUUUCGGGAUAUUGUGAGGCUGGAAAAAUCUAUUCAAUUAAACGCCCAGAAGACAUACUAAAUUACCAGGCGGAAUUAGAAUGUCUUUACAACACGGGUGUCUCCCCAGCGAAAAUUCCAGAAGGCGCACUCUACGGAACGGUGCUAUCUGCAAUUAAUACGCGGCUAUUUAAUCAACUCGUAGGACAAUUAUGGAAAGGGAAGUCCAUCAACAGAACUCAAUGCAAUGGAAAUACUGCGUACGUAGGUUGGAAUAAUGUCAGAGGCAACCCAGUUGCACCAUUUGUUGCUUAUUUGGUCCACCCACAACUCAAUCUGGCACCCGGCGAAUAUGACAAUGGUCGGUCAGCUUUAGUGUUCGAAUAUGGGAUUGAUAUUCCCCAAGCAUGUCCAGAGUACAGAGCUCAGCUUCUCCAAAACCACGGGAGAGCGAUCCUUCGAGGUGCAAGUCUGAGUGCCAGUACUUUCUUACCCACAACACAUAUGGUCGAAGUAUUCAGAUUCCUUGGAAAGCAAGACGACGGGGGUGACAUUUACUUGGGGAAAACUUUGAUGAAGGACGCGUACAGGGAGGAUCAACAAGCAGCGACCAUUGCUUAUUCUGUUUUGAUUAACUACGACAAGGAUGCGAAUCCCUUGAGCGUUGCUGGACUUCCUACACUCCCAUCAGCCCACGGGUUUAAAUACAUGCACCCGGGCAUUGUGGAUUUCGUCUUUCGACUGAACCCCAUCGACAACUUGCUCACUUCGCCUUUCCGGACAAUUAACAAAUUGGUUCGUGGUGCUAUAAAAACUGGAACAAACUCACUCCUAUUUGCUCAAAGCCUUCCCUUUAGUUUCCAAAACUUGCGUCGCAACUCGCAAUUUUUUAGACAUCGCUUUUACCAUGAUGUUAAUGCAAAGAGACAAAUGAGCAAAAUUCCAACUACUCCUGUGCAAACUCCUAGUAACAAAGGUCGAACUGACAUUCAGCUUCCAGUGCCGUCAAUUGCACAACCACCAGCAACCGUGGAGGUCACGCGUACCCCGGUGCCACCCUCGACCACUAAGACCCCAGUAACUGUCAGACCAUAAGUUCCUUAGCUUCGUUAAGACUAAUAAAUAAUUAAUCUCUUUGUAAUUUAGUAAAUUUUCUAAAUUAACUCGUAUUGUUUUACUAAUAAUUAUAUGUGAGACUAUGAAGGAAAUACGAACUACAAAUAUUGAAACUUUUGUACUGAGGGGAUUUAUAUGCAGAUCAAUUAAAACUAUAAUUAAAAACUUGUGCAUUUCCACCCCUUUGCACAACGUACGUAUGUACAUUCAUACUUCCGUAGGUACCCUUUUUGAAUUUUAUUUUCGGUAAGUACACAAAGACAAUACGUCGCCCUCCAUAAUUAAGUCGCAUUAAAAUUUCAGUCUCUUGCCCAUUUUUGUCUCUUAUUUUUUCUGCUUUCAAUCUCCAAAUCUAAAUUGAUUGGAUGAAAUAAAGAGCUAAUAAAGCGAAUUAUUGAUUCCAUUUUGGUGAUUGACUUGACACGAACGACAGCAAUUCAAUAUUUGAUUGGUGGAAAAAAGAAACUCGACAGUAAUUACGUAUUACUAAACUAACCAACCAAAACUAUAGGAGCAGCAUUUUUUUGUAACCAACUAAAUCAAAUAAGUUUUGUUUGUGUUUUUUUUACCCAGGAAUAAAUGUCGUCUGCUUAUAUGUCUUGUCCUUUGUGUGUGCGUAUAUAUAUUCAUGUUUGGAGAACAUGCAUAUAUCGAGUCCAGGUGGUAAUUAAUAAUUAAACAAAACAGGGAAGAAAAAGGUUCAUUAAGAGUGACAAAAGUUUAGCACGACAGACACGCAAUGUUCAUUCCCUUCUUUUUAUAUGCAAAACUUAAUAAAAAUAAAAAUGUCGACGAUAAAA